UAUGAAUGCACUGAGUGUGGAAAAUGCUUCCCUAGCAGCUCAGCCCUUUCUCAACAUCAGAGAAUCCACACAGGGGAGAGGCCCUAUGAAUGCAGUGAGUGUGGGAAAAGCUUCACUAGCAGUUCACACCUUUCUCAACAUCAGAGAAUCCACACAGGGGAGAGGCCCUAUGAAUGCAGUGAAUGUGGGAAAACCUUCAGUCGCAGCUCACACCUUAUUAGGCAUCAGAGCAUCCACACAGGGAAGAGGCCCUAUGAAUGCAGUGAGUGUGGCAAAAACUUCACUAGCAGCUCAAACCUUCUUACCCAUCAGAGAAUCCACACAGGGGAGAGGCCCUAUGAAUGCAGUGAGUGUGGUAAAUGCUUCAGUAGCAGCUCAGGCCUUUAUCAACAUCAGAGAAUCCACACAGGGGAGAGGCCCUAUGAAUGCAGUGAGUGUGGAAAAUGCUUCACUGACAGCUCAGCCCUUUCUCAACAUCAGAGAAUCCACACAGGGGAGAGGCCCUAUGAAUGCAGUGAGUGCGGGAAAAACUUCACUAGCAGCUCAAACCUUCUUACCCAUCAGAGAAUCCACACAGGGAAGAGGCCCUAUGAAUGCAGUGAGUGUGGCAAAAACUUCACUAGCAGCUCAAACCUUCUUACCCAUCAGAAAAUCCACACAGGGGAGAGGCCCUAUGAAUGCAGUGAGUGUGGGAAAAACUUCACUAGCAGCUCAAACCUUCUUGCCCAUCAGAGAAUCCACACAGGGGAGAGGCCCUAUGAAUGCAGUGAGUGUGGGAAAAUCUUCAGUCGCAGUUCACACCUUUUUAGGCAUCAGAAAAUCCACACCGGUGGGAGACCCUAUAAAUGCAGUGAGUGC
This is a messenger RNA of Mauremys reevesii (Reeves's turtle), 858 nucleotides long. Its product is annotated as zinc finger protein 383-like. The transcript has a single exon. Gene Ontology annotation, biological process: regulation of transcription by RNA polymerase II. Lineage: Eukaryota; Metazoa; Chordata; Testudines; Geoemydidae. The annotation marks the transcript as partial. The record is from RefSeq and is a predicted model, not a curated record. Gene Ontology annotation, molecular function: RNA polymerase II cis-regulatory region sequence-specific DNA binding; DNA-binding transcription factor activity, RNA polymerase II-specific.